Messenger RNA from Pelobates fuscus (common spadefoot toad), 4200 nucleotides. RefSeq names its product TATA element modulatory factor 1 (gene TMF1). Gene Ontology annotation, cellular component: endoplasmic reticulum; Golgi apparatus. Bases 96 to 3398 code for a protein of 1100 amino acids. Lineage: Eukaryota; Metazoa; Chordata; Amphibia; Anura; Pelobatidae. The transcript has 17 exons. The record is from RefSeq and is a predicted model, not a curated record.
GAGGCUGGGUUUGUUUACUGCUACGUGUUCGGGAAGUGCUGGGGGUUCGGUCGCGGUUGGCGGUGUGGCCCCCGGGAGCCGGUACCGGCCGCAGGAUGAGCUGGUUUAACGCCUCGCACCUGUCCAGCUUCGCCAAGCAAGCGCUAUCCCAGGCACAGAAAUCCAUCGACAGAGUGCUGGACAUCAAGGAGGAAGAGACAGCCUGGGCCGACUCCAUCAUAGGAUCUUAUACUGAGGGCAGUGGUUCUUCGAUUAAGGGCAGCUGGGAAACUUCGAACUGGGGAGUUAAUUCAGAAGAUUCAGAAGCACAAAUUGUUUUAUCUCCUGCUGCAAUUACCAAGCCUGUUAGAAGGACUGUAGUGGACGAGUCUGAGAACUUUUUCAGUGCCUUUCUGUCCUCACCAGAUGGGAACACUGUUACAGAUAGUUCUGUUGUAUCUACUGCUCCCACCAAAUCUCAAAGGCCCAAAGAAGAAGUAAAAAGUACUUCAUGUCCAUUGCCACCUAAACCCAAGCAGGAAGAGGAAACAACUUUUCAACUACAAAAUAAACAACUAUGUAUGAGUCUAUCACAAGAUCCUGAACUGACCAAUAUAACAGCAGACAAAUCUAUACCUGGCAAAUCAGAGACGACUGUAACUGAGAAAUGUGAUGAGCAAUCUUCAAAUUCUGAUGGCAGUUCAGAUGACCUGAAGGACCAUGAAGUUCUAGAAUGUAAAUAUGAAAGCAUAUCUUCAAGCCCUUCUCCUAUAGCUACUCCUGAAAAUAAGGACCUAUCACUAGAUACUAAAGAGCAAAAGCCGGAGGAUAGGCAAAGCAACACUCCUUCUCCACCUAUAAGCACUUUUUCCUCGGGGACCUCCACGACUAGUGACAUUGAGGUGCUGGACCAUGAGAGUGUGAUUAGCGAGAGUUCUGUCAGUUCAAGGCAGGAAGCUUCUGAUUCCAAAUCAAGCUUACAUUUAAUGCAGACAUCAUUUCAGCUUCUUUCUCCUUCUACAGAAUUCAGUCGCUUAGAUGAGUUUCCCAAGCUUACUGAAAGCUCCUCUUCCUCUGAUGCCUUUGAGAGAAUAGACUCUUUUAGUGUACAAUCCAUGGAUAGCCGGAGUGUGAGCGAAAUCAAUUCUGAUGAUGAACUUCCUGGCAGACAGUGUACCCUGGUUUCAAUUGCGGUUGGCUAUUCCUCUUCAAACACAGAGGGUAACAGCUCCAGGGAAAGCUAUUCGGGGCAAUGCCUGAAUGAUACCUUACUUGUGCAUUCUUCGGAUGAUAUAGAAAUGGAGGAAAGUGGAAGGAGUGCAACCCCUGUUAAUGCAGAGCAGCCGGAUCUGGUUGUAACUCCUCAUGCACCAGAAACUGAUGAAGUUGACCAAAAUGUGCCUGAAAUAUUGUGUGAGGCUGAAGUUGAGCCAAAAGUGGAAUACACUGCUGAAGAUCUACAAAAGAUGAUCGAAGAACUUACUGCCAGACUGGAGAAAAGGGAAACUCAGCUGCUAUCAGUGAGCAAGGAAAAGGCCUUUCUAGAGGAAGCCUAUGAUAACCUGAAAGAUGAAAUGGUAAGCAUCAAGGAAGAAUGUAGUAGUGUUUCUGUGCUGAAAGACGAGUUUACACAUCGUAUUGCAGAAGCUGAGAAGAGAGCCCAGCUUGCAUGUAAAGAGAGAGACCUGGCAAAAAAGGAGGCAAAGACUAUGAAGGAGGAAUUAGCUACAAGAUUACAUUCUAGUGAAACUGCUGAACUAAUGAGAGAAAAGGAUGAACAGAUUAAAGGAUUACUGGAGGAAGGAGAAAAACUCUCCAAACAACAGCUGCACAACUCCAACAUUAUUAAGAAAUUACGAGUAAAGGAAAAGGAGCAUGACCAAACUAUAACCAGACAGACAAAGAAGAUCCGGGAGCAGGAGGAGGAACUGCAGCUGUUAAAGCAGACUUUAGAUGCCAAGGAAGAGGUUGAGAAACAACACAGAGACAGCAUUAAGAAACUGAACUCCGUGGUGGAAAGGCAAGAGAAGGAGCUAGCUCGUCUUCAGGCUGACAUAGAGGAAUAUCAGGAGAAGAAUCGCAGUCUUCAGUCUGCCCUGGACAACUCUUACAAAGAGCUUGCAGAAUUGCACAAAGCAAAUGCAACUAAAGCCAGUGAGGCCCAAGAAGUUGCAUUAAGUUGUGAGAUAAAAGCUAAGGAAGAGAUGUGUUUUGCAUUGGAGAAAGCCAAAGAGGAGUCACAGAAACAGCAAGAGUCUUUGGCCAUCCAGGUAGCAGAUUUGAGGGUGACUCUUCAGAGAGCAGAACAACAGGCUGCAAGAAAGGAAGACUACCUACGACAAGAGAUUGCUGAGCUACAGCAGAGACUCCAGGAAGGCGAGACACGGAACCAGGAGCUCAGUCAGAGUGUCACAUCCGCCACCAGGCCACUACUUCGACAGAUUGAAAAUCUGCAAGCCACGUUGGCUGCCCAGACAUCGUCAUGGGAGAAACUGGAGAAGAGUUUAUCCGAUAGACUUACUGAAUCUCAAACGUGGUUGGCAUCUGCAGUCGAAAAAGAGCGAGCGUGUACUGAGGAACUGCUCUCCAUCAAGACUCAGAUAUCGGCCAUUGAGUCUCAGAACAGUCUGCUGAGACAGGAGAAAAGCAGAUUUCAAGCUCAGUUGGAAGUGGAGAAAGCGCGUUUAUCGAGGAUGGAAGAAGAGCAUGGCAGGAACCAGGUGGAAUUGGAAAAUCUAAAGAGCGAGUACAGGAGAACAGUCGAAGAUGCAAGAAAAGAAAAGAAUCUCCUGAACAGCCAAUUGGAGAUGGAGAAAAUGAAGGUGGAACAGGAAAAGAAGAAGGCUUUGCUUGCGGUGGAAGCUGCUAAAGAGAAGGAGCGCAAGUCAUAUGGACUUCCAUCAAUGGAGACUGGAACCACUACCCCAACAUUGUCACGAUCUAGUUCUAUUAGUGGGCCAGACUUUUCAGGCCUUCAGACAUCACUCAUCUCACAGGAUGAUCCUCACGAGCAUUCAUACGGCUCCAUGUCUAUGUCCGUUAGUGGAAGCAAUCUUUACGACGCAGUGAGAAUGGGUGCUGGUUCUAGUGUCAUUGAGAACUUACAGUCUCAGUUAAAAUUGAGAGAGGGGGAGAUUGCGCAGUUGCAGCUUGAGAUUGUGAACCUGGAAAAGACACGCUCUAUAUUAGCAGAGGAAGUGGUUAAAUUAAACAAUAUCAACGAUGAACUUGAAGAAAAAGUGAAGGAGAUCCCUAAACUGCAAGCACAGAUGAGGGAUCUAGACCAGCGAUAUAACACCAUUCUGCAGAUGUACGGAGAAAAAGCGGAAGAAGCGGAGGAGCUCAAACUGGAUCUGGAAGAUGUGAAAAAUAUGUAUAAGACUCAGAUUGACGAACUUCUAAAACAAAGACAAAAUUAGUUUCUGUUAUAGUUAGAAAGGAGAGAAAAUGUUUAUGGAAUUUAUUCACUAAAUGGUGUCUUGUGAUGAGUUGAUAAGAGUUGCAAUACGAAGGCCAAAAUAACAAGAGUUUGACAUUUUUAUUAACUCUAGUAUUUAGACCUUAUUCUUGUAACUUUGUUGUAAGCCAACCAUAACUCACUAUUUAGUGAAUAAACCCCUUAGAGAUUAACCCUUCAAGUGCUAAAACAGUUCUUGGCAAAUUUUGGUUGUACAUUUGUUGUUGCACUACAACCCCUAUGAUCCUCAGUUAGGAUUGAUGCUGGCUGACAAUCAUGGGGGGAUGCUGUUACCCACCUCUGAAAUGGAAUUUAGCACAACAUCGCUUUGCAAUGAACUGAACAAAUCGCUGGCCCGCCAAAAGGUUAACCAUUUUAAUGACAAACUUGUUUAAUAUGUAAAUGUAGAAACUAUCUUGUAUAAAACAAUAGUGUACAUUUUUAAUUAUUAUUUACUAUCCUUUAUGUUUCAAAACAAAAUCACAUUUAUCUGUAAUUUGUCCAGUCAUAGCUGUAAUUAAAUUAUUUGUUUAAUAUUUAAAUAAUCUUGUUUUUGCAUUUUUAGAUUAAGAGUUUGAUGAAAGGGAUUCUCUAAGCAUCAUAAAUAUUGAAGCAUGCUACUGCAGUGUGGUGAAUUGGUUAUGGUGCUUAGUGUCUCUUUAAAAUUAAAUGAUCAAAUAUUAAAGUUGCACUGUCACUGUCUGGGGAUUUUUCAGAAUUUGCAUGGUGAUAUCGGCGCUGGGGGUCCAGUGGCUGGGGGGGGA